This is a messenger RNA of Stegodyphus dumicola, 1171 nucleotides long. RefSeq names its product UPF0598 protein CG30010. The record is from RefSeq and is a predicted model, not a curated record. NCBI's taxonomy places the organism in Eukaryota, Metazoa, Arthropoda, Arachnida, Araneae, Eresidae.
UCGACUUUAAAGGGCAGGCAAUGUUUGCGUUGUUUACAUCGUGUGAAACUACGUUGUCUGAUAAAUAAUUACUAAAAAGGUGUUUCUUAAACUUAGCACUACGUCUGGAAAUUUUUAAAUAUGAUCGAACAUUAUUAUAAAAAACUGUUUCUUUUGCUAUCUAACCGAUUGAUUCAAAAUUCUGUAAAAGAUCUCAGAUAUGUGUCUUACAUUCAGGGGCAAAGCCCUGAACCUAACACUCGGGAAUAUUUUUAUUUCAUCGAUCAUAAUGGCAUGCUCUUUUUGGAUGAUUCAAAGAUGAAAAAUUUUACUUCGUGUUUCAAAGAUAAGAAAUUUUUAGAAUUUUUUUUCAAAAGGUUGCGAAUGAAUGAUACUGGUAAAUAUGAAAAAGAAUUUCCAUAUUAUUCCCCAUGUGGUAGAGAAAAAAACUUUGUAAGAUGUGACGAUGUGCCAAUUGUAUUUACCCACAUUUUAGAGCGGGAUGCAGCUGAUUAUUUAUCAUAUGCUUAUGCUGGAGAUCUGUUACAAGUAAAAUUUGAACCAGAGAAGAUAUGUAUGCUGCCCGAAACAGGACGAGUUUACCAUCCAGGGCCUGAAGCAACUGGAGGCGUUGGUUUAAUAAAAUCAUCAUUAGCAAUUCAGUUAAGUCAAAACUUUAUAUAUAAGGAUAAUAAAACAGAAGAUGUACCACUUUACUUUAUUUGGAAAGACCAAAAAUAUAUUCUUACUAAUGAAAUUCUGAAAAAACUGAUAGAUUUGCAAAAUGCUACGAGUCUACACAACUGAAUGCAUAUUUCGUUUGGUACAUUAGCUUUAUUAUUUUACAUGUUAUAAAAUUAAUUAAUUCAGUAAAUUUUGUAUUUAUUAAUAAUAUUGAUUAAGGUUCGAAAUUUUUAAUAGCUAUUAUGAAAGUAUGGCUUCAGUAUGAUUAUGCUAACUUUCCUAAAAAUAUCUAAACUAACUGUUAAUGUGAGAAAAUGUAUGCAUUUAUAUGAAAUUAUAAUUAAAAUACAUUUGUUAUUAUUAUUAUUAUUAUUAUUAUUUCCUUUUACUUACUUUUGUUCUGUAUUUCUCUCUACCUGAAACAUGUUAUGUGUUCAUGUCUUUGAAAUUUAAUUUUUUUGUGUAUAUCAGAUUAAGAAUUUAAAAUAAACUGUUAAAAUAUAAAGUA